This is a messenger RNA of Cuscuta campestris, 2115 nucleotides long. The record is from the annotation of a GenBank genome assembly. NCBI's taxonomy places the organism in Eukaryota, Viridiplantae, Streptophyta, Magnoliopsida, Solanales, Convolvulaceae.
AACGAAGCCCAAACGCAGCGGUGAUUUGUUCGAAGUCUCACAUCUCUGCCCCUCGCACGUUUCUACUCAUACUCGGUACGCCCGCAACGCAGUUUCUCCUUCACUCUUUCUAACCUCCCAACUCUCGCCGCAGAACUCUCUGUGUAAGAAUGGCUCAGGUGGUGGCCACUAGAUCGAUCCACAACUCCUUCCCGAGCCCCAUUCGUGGAUCGCUGCGCGGAAGAGCAGAGAAGCUUAAGCUGGCUGGCUUACGCUCUACAUUUCUUGCGUGGAGUGAACGCAACGAACGUUCUAAAGCUGUACGGAAAAGUACACCGGUGGUUACUGCUAGUAAGUCUUCACGCUCCCAGCCCCAAAUCCUGCCGGUGUCUGCUGACGAUGUUUCCCAGGGUGAAGAACAAAUACAGUAUUUACAGGCAGUUCAGCAACUUGAUAACACCUCUGUAGGUACAGGGACUAAACCCAUAGUGAGACGUAAAACGAAGAUAGUUUGCACAAUUGGCCCUUCUACCAACACAAAAGAAAUGAUAUGGAAGCUGGCUGAAGCUGGAAUGAAUGUUGCACGUCUCAAUAUGUCUCAUGGAGAUCACACUUCUCAUCAGAAAGUGAUUGAUUUGGUUAAGGAAUAUAAUGCUCAAUCAAAAGAUAAUGUCAUUGCUAUCAUGCUUGACACCAAGGGUCCGGAGGUUAGGAGCGGUGACUUACCUCAACCUAUCAAUUUGAAAAGUGGACAGGAAUUCACCUUCACUAUUCGAAGGGGUGUUGGCACAGCUGAUUGUGUCAGUGUAAACUAUGAUGAUUUUGUUAAUGAUGUUGAAGUUGGGGACAUGCUUCUCGUUGAUGGUGGCAUGAUGUCUUUAAUGGUGAAAUCCAAGACGGAAGAUUCCGUUAAAUGUGAAGUUCUUGAUGGAGGAGAGCUUAAAUCUAGACGUCAUCUUAAUGUUCGUGGCAAAAGUGCCACCCUUCCGUCAAUUACUGAAAAGGACUGGGAUGACAUCAAAUUUGGUGUGGACAAUAAAGUUGACUUUUAUGCUGUUUCUUUUGUCAAAGAUGCUGCGGUGGUCCAUGAAUUGAAGAAUUAUUUGAGAAGCUGUGAUGCUGAUAUUCAUGUUAUUGUCAAAAUCGAAAGUGCAGAUUCCAUUCCAAAUUUGCAUUCAAUAAUAACUGCAUCUGAUGGGGCAAUGGUUGCUAGAGGUGACCUUGGUGCUGAGUUACCAAUUGAAGAGGUCCCAUUAUUGCAGGAAGAAAUAAUCAGGAUUUGCCGAAGUAUGGGAAAAGCUGUAAUUGUUGCUACAAAUAUGCUGGAAAGCAUGAUAGUCCAUCCAACCCCAACCCGAGCAGAGGUAUCGGAUAUUGCAAUUGCAGUGAGAGAGGGUGCCGAUGCUGUUAUGCUUUCUGGUGAAACAGCUCAUGGCAAAUUUCCCCUUAAAGCUGUUAAAGUUAUGCACACAGUCUCCCUGAGGACCGAAGCAACCAUUGUUGGUGGUGAAACGCCCCCAAACCUAGGCCAAGCCUUCAAGAACCAUAUGAGUGAAAUGUUUGCUUUUCAUGCGACCAUGAUGUCCAACACCCUGGGGACCUCUGUCAUUGUCUUCACAAGGACAGGCUUCAUGGCCAUUUUACUGAGCCACUAUCGGCCUUCAGGCACUAUAUUCGCCUUCACAAAUGAGGAAAGGAUACAACAGAGGUUGGCACUAUACCAAGGUGUAUGCCCUAUAUAUAUGAAGUUCUCUAGUGAUGCCGAGGAGACCUUCACAAAUGCAUUGUCAUUGCUGAAGAAGCAAGGGAUGGUGAAGGAGGGGGAGCAGGUAGCACUUGUUCAGAGUGGCAAGCAACCCAUCUGGCGACUUCAUUCGACUCACAACAUUCAAGUUAGGAAAGUUUAGCCCGAAGACAACUGUCUGUCCCUUCUUCAGAAUGGAGGACCCUUGUGUGUGCGUUUCGUUACUAGAUAGAUGCAUCAACUCUUUCUUUCUUUUUUUUUUCCUUUUCUUUGUGCGGCUUUAAUUUUCUCCCGUGUCAUAUUUUAUGUCAACUCUUAGUAUGCUGCUUUAUGAACAUUUGGUGCAUUUUUUUUAUUUAUCUAUUUUUUUGUAAUCAAGGUGAUAGUAAUAA